Molecule: messenger RNA, 3163 nt
Organism: Linum trigynum
Lineage: Eukaryota; Viridiplantae; Streptophyta; Magnoliopsida; Malpighiales; Linaceae
Source: the annotation of a GenBank genome assembly
AGAAUCGCAGUCUGUUAGUUGGUUAGAAUCAAAAUUCAGUUGACCCUCCUUAGUAACAAACAAGUCUUUUAAGGAGCACCACCAACAUGCACAAUUGUCAAUUGCCCAGUUGCCUGCCUAGCUUGGGAAUCGGGAUCAAGCUCCGGUGAUUCGAGGCAAGGGAAGGAAUGCAUUAGAUCAGGUAACCGAGGUUUUAAGCCUUAAUCAAUUAAGGUCCAUCUCAACCCUAUAUAUGUUUUAAUAACACAGAUCUAAAAGUAUAAAACAAUCCAAUUUUAUUGAGGAUAGGUUAGUGAUUUUGAUUCUCUAUGGCAAAAUAUUAGUAACUCAAUAGGUUUAACCGAGAAAAAAAAGAAUGCGAGAAAAUUUUGACUAAUAAUUAGUGUUUAUUUUUUUUUAUAUAUAAUUGUAUUACAUUUUAAUUGUGGGAUUUGAAAUAAAGAGACAUUAUGAUUUACAAAAUAUACAAGUUAGUAUUGCAAAUAUAUUAACUUACUUUCAGAUAGAAAAAGGAAAAUGGGGAGAAAAAUUAUAUGGAUAUUAUAUGUUUCUUUAUUAUGUAUUUUUUAUUUAUAGAUUUGUCGUAUUCUGCUUCAUUGGGAUGGAAUCGUCUAUGAUUGAGAUGAUGGAAAGGAGACGAGAUGUCAGCUGACAGCCGCAUUCAUGGAAUGGAUGGAAUCUUGGCCGCCUUCCUUGAAUUCAGAAGCGACACCAAACAAAAAAACUGUCCAUUUUCAACUUUCCUUGCUUUGUGUCCAUUUUCCCUGGACCGGCGAGUUAACGGCUGGAGAUUCUACCAUGCCUAAGACCAUCUCCAUCAAUGCAAUUGCAAAACAAAUUAUAUUUAUGUUUUUUAUUAUCAACUCAAUUUUUUUGCAAUCCACGUCACAUUCAUUUAGGGAUGGCAAUGGGUCGGGUCGGGGACGGAUAGUGCAUAUCCGUUACCCUACCCAAAGUAGUUCGGGUUUUACUCAUACCCAUACCCACAUAUGAAACGGGUAGAAAAUUAAAACCAUGCCCAUACCCGUUAGGGUUUCGGGUAUCCACGGUUAUCCAUGGGUAAUGAUUUCUCUUCAUAACUCCAACUAAUUUAUUAACAUUCACACGUAUUCUCACAUUACGCAAGAGGAAAAGUAUGACAAUAAUUCACUAGAAUGAAGAAAAUUAAUUAAAACAACACAAUUGCAUGAAAAUAUUAUAUUUAUAUGCUAAAUAUAAAAUAUGUUAGAGAAAAAUAAUGACUAUUUCUAGACAAAAUACAUAUGUAUGUGUAUAAUCGGGCGGGUUCGGGUUGGAUACUGAGAAACCCAUGCCCAUCCAUUACCCGCAAUAUUCGGGUUCGGGUUUUACCCGUACCCACUAAAUAUCCUUCGGGUUCGGAUUUUACCCUACCCGAUUAAGUCGGGUUCGGGCGGAUAUCCACGGUUAUGGAUAUUUUUGCCAUCCCUACAUUCAUUUCAUUCACCUACAUCAAUGUAAUUAACUUGUAAUUGCAAAUGUAAUUAAAUAUUAUGUUUAAAUUAUAGAAAAUUAAGUAAAAGAGAAAAGAAAAUAAUAUAAAAUAAAAAAUCACCUUUUUUAGGCUUUUUUGACUUGCAUAUGGAAUUGCAUUUGUUGCAAGCUUGCAAAUAUGCAAUUGGUAGCCACAUCAAUACAACUGAUUUUGCAAUUACAACCACCUAUGACUUGUCAUUUUGCAAUUGAGAAUGCAAUUGCAAUGUGGAUGCUCUUAGAAAUAGAAAUGUGACCCACAGAGUUGAACCAAGUCCAAAAUUGAAUAAAAAGCCCAGCCCAAAAUAUUGGAGAGAUCCCACAAAUACAUUAACCCAGCCCACAGCUAACAGAUAAGAGAACACGAGUAAACGUAAGGCCCAAAAGAAAAAACUUACAAAGACGGCCCAAUCCAAACCUAGCCCACAGCUUCCAAAUAUCUCCAAUCCGUCAUCAAACAAAACACUGCCUCCAACCAUAGCUAAUCCCUCAACAUAGCUCUUUAUUUCUAUAAUAAUAUUAAUACCCAUUGUUAUUCAAGGAGUUUUUCUUGUUCCCGUUACUUGCAGGAAAGUACUGGACUUUAUAUUUUGUUACCUUUCUUAGUGUCACGCUCGAUUUUCCGAAUAUAUGAAGACACUAGGCCAAAAAGUAGAAGAUAAUAUUACAUUGGCCGAUCGAUGGCAUCCAAGAAUCGUGGGGCUCUAGUGGCCUAUAAAGUCAACUAGCAAAUGAGGUUGUUCAUCACAUUAAACGAGAAGAAGAUACAAAAAUAGAUAGAUAGAUAUGGAGAUGAAGAGUAGUAGUAGUUGCAAUAAGAACAAGGCAGUUGUUGUGGCGCUGUUGCUGGUACUAUUCGCGGAGGCGGCGGCGGCGCAUCCAGAAGCAGCCGAUCAUAAGUGCGGCAGCCAGUGGCCAUAUUGCGGUGGCGGACGGUGCUGCAGCAAGGGAGGGUACUGUGGGAGCAGUGACUGCCAUUGUUGUGUCCAUUUUUGCGCAUACCAGUGCCCUAAACAUCCUCGCCGCAACUGCCCCAGCCCCGAAACACUUCCGUCAUCGUCUAACUAUUAUUUCAGCAAUAUAACUAGUCACGAUGAUGGUGUCGCUGGAAAACGCUACCCCGGCGGCGGUGCCGGUGAUCGGUGAUUAUCAGUUGAUCAGUGAUGUAUUUCAGUAUUUGUGUCCUCAUAUCGUAUUGACUAAUUUUGACCAUAACAGUAGAUGCAAUAGAUUGCUUGUCAUGUUUAAAUUAUGUUUUUACAUGUUGUGUCAAAAGGAAGAAAAAAAUAAUGAGGAAUGAGUCAUUCCAAAUGACACAUUUGGGCAUCCAUGAAUUAAUAAGAGAUUUAGAGAAUUACGUGAAGUUGAUGAAGGGAUUAUAAGAAUUUUUUUCCAUGAUGUUUUAUUUUACUAAAAAACCCACCUCUACUUUUAUAUAUAGUUGCAGCUAGAAGUAAAUGAACAAGGGACAAAAAAAUGCAUUGGCAUAAAAAUCAUUUAUGACUACUAGUGUUUUAAGCAUUCCAAAACAAAACAAAAAAAAGGGCUUGGGAUCACCUGGCCUAACAAAUGUUUUGGGUAAAAAUAUAUAUUGUUGUUGAAAUUGUUGUUUAUGUCAUGGAAUUAAUCAAAUGCUACGAGUUUUAAAAUUUAAUAAAUAAGCCUACCGUUU